This is a messenger RNA of Sitodiplosis mosellana (orange wheat blossom midge), 1115 nucleotides long. RefSeq lists its product as uncharacterized. Gene Ontology annotation, molecular function: 3'-5' exonuclease activity; nucleic acid binding. NCBI's taxonomy places the organism in Eukaryota, Metazoa, Arthropoda, Insecta, Diptera, Cecidomyiidae. Gene Ontology annotation, cellular component: nucleus. Bases 223 to 1047 code for a protein of 274 amino acids. Gene Ontology annotation, biological process: rRNA processing. The record is from RefSeq and is a predicted model, not a curated record. The transcript is spliced from 3 exons.
AGCUCACACAAUUUACGUAUAUCGUAAGUUGAUAUACUCUGUUAUUGUAAUCCGCAUACCAAAAUUUCUAGUGAAAUUUUCAAUGAAAUUCAGUUUUCUACUCAUCAAAACUUCAAAAUAGUUUAAAAAAUUAGCCAAUUUUAAUGUUAGAAACACUUUUAUUGAAUUGAAUUUCAUGAGAUUACCGUAGCCAAACUGUUUUAAUAGGUAAAAACGAACAAAAUGAGUGGGAAAAAAGAGGCAAAAUUAAACAAUAAAAAGUUUACGAUUGGUUCAGUGCCAAUAAAUCAACGAAGUCCAAGUUCAAAACACACCAAUAAAAACACAGUGACCAACACGAAUGGUUUGAUGGACGGAAAUCCAGUGAAGAAAGUUGAGACCAAUGGCCCAUUGACAGCAAGUAAUAAACCAUCACCAACCAAAACUAGUCGACAUCAAGUGAGCGCAAACUGGAACAAUGUGGCCGGCUCAUUAAAAUCUCAACGAACUAUUCCGUCUGCCAAAAAAAUAGGUUUUCUUCCAAAGUCAAGUGCCAUUGCAUUGGAUUGUGAAAUGGUUGGAAUUGGGCCGAAUGGAAAGGAUCAUAUGCUGGCACGCGUUUCAAUAGUAAAUGAACGUGGUGAAAUUAUCAUGGACGAAUAUGUUAAACCAACGAAGCCAGUCAUUGACUAUCGCACACAGUACAGUGGCAUUACGCCAAUGCACUUAGAAGAUGCCGCCAAUUUUGCUGAUGUACAAGCCGAAGUUAGCCGAAUUAAAUUCAAUCGAAUUUUGGUUGGACACGCUUUACACAAUGACCUGCGGGUUCUUAAAAUGGAACAUCCAAAAAGACUUAUACGAGACACAUCAACAUACAAAAAGUGUAGAGAAUUCAGCGAAGGACGAAGCCCUUCAUUGCGUUUGUUGGCCAACUGCAUUCUAAAUUAUGACAUUCAGACGGGAGCACAUUGUUCGGUGGAGGAUGCACAGGCGACAAUGGCCAUUUACAAGAAAUUCGCUCGAAGUUGGGAAAAAACAAUGCAAAAAACAAUGGAAAGAUAUUUAUAAUGAUAAUUUGGAUUUGUUAUAAUAAACCGACAAAUAAAAGCAGAUUAUUUUUUUAUUUAAAAAAAAAA